UGCAUCUAAUGUGUCAACUUGCACUGUUGAUUUUCACGAAACUAAUUAGGAGAUUUAUUGUCACCUUGUAAUCGUACGAUGACUAUGAACAACAGAUAAUGUUCUUAUGGUGUUAUAUUUUUAGUGACGUUAUUCGAGAGGAAUAUUAAAGUACACAAGAUUACAAACGUGUAAUAGGAAAUUAACGUCAACACAAACAUGGCAGAAGCGGAAGAUGCGAAACUUGAUUUUAAAGUUACGAUGGAAUAUGCUGAUCCUCAAAAUAUUGAGGGUGAGAUGACAGUAGGACCCAAACAAAAAGCAAAUCUUGGAGAACCUGACUUUAAUACUUUAGAUGAACCAAUCAGAGAUACAAUUCUUAGGGAUGUUCGUGCAGUAGGCAAAAAGUUUUAUCUUGUUUUUGCUCUGAAUGAUACAAAGGGUUUAUUGAAAGAAUGGGAUCUUUGGGGACCAUUAGUAUUAUGUACAUUCAUGGCAAUGGCAUUACAAGGUUCUUCUGAUAAAGCAAACAAUUCAAAUGAGGGGGGACCAGAAUUUGCACAGGUUUUUGUGAUCGUUUGGAUUGGAUCUAUGAUCGUUACAUUAAAUUCCAAAUUGCUGGGUGGCAAUAUAUCUUUCUUCCAAAGCAUUUGUGUCUUAGGAUACUGUUUGUUACCAACCGCCAUUGCUUUAAUUAUUUGUAGAAUUUUAUUGAUGGUGGAACAAACUACUGAUUUAUUUAGUCUAAGGUUUUAUAUCACUAUGCUGGGAUUCGUAUGGGCUGCAUAUGCAUCAAUGGCGUUUCUUGAUGAUAGCCAACCAUAUGGGAGAAAAGCUUUAGCUGUCUAUCCAAUAUUUUUAUUCUAUUUUGUCAUUUCAUGGUUGGUUUUAUCUCGUACUAGAUAAAAUAAAGUAUAACUCAAUCAUAAUGCCGGACUGUACAUUAUUCCAUAUUUAUGCACAAUGUAACAAAGAAACUGAAAGGUAAGCAGAGCAUUGCUUGCAGUGUACUUUAAAACUUUUUUUAAUAUAAACAUACGUCUUGGA
Molecule: messenger RNA, 1026 nt
Organism: Megachile rotundata (alfalfa leafcutting bee)
Lineage: Eukaryota; Metazoa; Arthropoda; Insecta; Hymenoptera; Megachilidae
Product: protein YIPF6
Biological process (GO): endoplasmic reticulum to Golgi vesicle-mediated transport
Cellular component (GO): membrane; trans-Golgi network
Source: RefSeq, a predicted model, not a curated record